Rhagoletis zephyria (snowberry fruit fly) is the source of this 493-nucleotide messenger RNA. RefSeq names its product CHRNA7-FAM7A fusion protein-like. Gene Ontology annotation, cellular component: membrane. Gene Ontology annotation, biological process: monoatomic ion transport. Lineage: Eukaryota; Metazoa; Arthropoda; Insecta; Diptera; Tephritidae. The record is from RefSeq and is a predicted model, not a curated record.
UGCAGGCAAGGCGAUGAUGGCAGCGUCGGCCCGGUGGGUCCUGUCGGCCCCGUUGGCCCCGUCGGUGAUGCGCGUAUGCACGAGGCCAUGUCACACACCUGCCUCAGUUCGUCGGCGGAAUAUGAAUUGGCGCUUAUCCUCAAAGAGCUGCGAUGGAUAACAGAUCAGUUGAAGAAAGAGGAUGAAACGGGCGACGUAACGAGAGAUUGGAAAUUUGCGGCGAUGGUAGUCGAUCGCUUGUGCCUUAUAAUUUUCACGCUUUUUACAAUAAUUGCAACUUUGGCUGUACUCUUCUCCGCACCACAUUUCAUUUUCCCAUAAUUGAUGUCAGCAUUGCGGCAGCUUUUAAAAAUCUGGACUCUACACAACAACAAAUGUUUCAGACGCCAAAUGAGAAAGUUUCACUUUUUUUUUUUAAGAAAAGCUUUGUUAUAUAUAUUUUUUUUUUGUCUAAAUGCUAAAGAAAAACACUAGUUCGGCUUAUAUACUUUUA